Arvicola amphibius (Eurasian water vole) is the source of this 2310-nucleotide messenger RNA. RefSeq names its product matrix metallopeptidase 2 (gene Mmp2). The record is from RefSeq and is a predicted model, not a curated record. The transcript is spliced from 13 exons. Bases 188 to 2221 code for a protein of 677 amino acids. Gene Ontology annotation, molecular function: zinc ion binding; metalloendopeptidase activity. NCBI's taxonomy places the organism in Eukaryota, Metazoa, Chordata, Mammalia, Rodentia, Cricetidae. Gene Ontology annotation, biological process: response to hypoxia; tissue remodeling; collagen catabolic process. Gene Ontology annotation, cellular component: extracellular matrix.
CAGACACCCGAGGUAACCGGGCUAGUUGGGACGCGGAACCCCGUUAUGAACCCCUGAGCCCUGCAAAGCCAAGGCAAUUUAGCUAGGGGAUCUCGAAACGGCGCCGUGUGGAGCAGGCUCCAGCCGGGCGGACCCCAGUACACAGCCAGCAACCUCAGGGUGACACGCAGAGCCCGGGAGCGCAACGAUGGAGGCAGGAAUGGCGUGGGGAGCGCUCACCGGCCCUCUGCGGAUUCUCUGCGUCCUGGGCUGCCUGCUGGGUCGAGCCAUCGCUGCACCAUCGCCCAUCAUCAAGUUCCCUGGCGAUGUCGCCCCCAAAACAGACAAAGAGUUGGCAGUGCAAUACCUGAAUACUUUCUAUGGCUGUCCCAAGGAGAGUUGCAACCUCUUUGUACUGAAGGACACCCUCAAGAAGAUGCAGAAGUUCUUUGGGCUGCCCCAGACAGGUGACCUGGACCAGAACACCAUCGAGACCAUGCGGAAGCCACGCUGUGGCAACCCAGAUGUGGCCAACUACAACUUCUUUCCCCGAAAGCCCAAGUGGGACAAGAACCAGAUCACAUACAGGUGCCAAGGAGGGGCUGGGGAUGCGGGGCCAGCAGCCCGAGGGAUGAUCAUUGGUUACACACCCGACCUGGAUCCCGAGACAGUGGAUGAUGCCUUUGCCCGGGCCUUACAAGUAUGGAGUGACGUGACUCCACUACGCUUCACUCGCAUCCACGAUGGGGAAGCUGACAUCAUGAUCAACUUUGGCCGCUGGGAGCAUGGAGAUGGAUACCCGUUUGAUGGGAAGGAUGGACUCCUGGCGCAUGCCUUCGCCCCCGGCACUGGUGUUGGGGGAGACUCUCACUUUGAUGAUGAUGAACUGUGGACUCUGGGGGAAGGUCAAGUGGUCCGGGUCAAGUAUGGGAAUGCUGACGGCGAGUACUGCAAGUUCCCCUUCUUGUUUAAUGGCCGGGAAUACAACAGCUGCACUGACACUGGCCGCAGCGAUGGCUUCCUCUGGUGCUCCACCACCUACAACUUUGAGAAGGAUGGCAAGUACGGUUUCUGCCCCCAUGAAGCCUUGUUUACCAUGGGUGGCAAUGGAGAUGGUCAGCCCUGCAAGUUCCCAUUCCGCUUCCAGGGCACUUCCUACAACAGCUGUACCACCGAGGGCCGCACAGACGGCUACCGUUGGUGUGGCACCACUGAGGACUAUGACCGAGAUAAGAAGUAUGGAUUCUGCCCAGAGACCGCUAUGUCUACUGUGGGUGGAAAUUCGGAAGGUGCCCCAUGCGUCUUCCCCUUCACUUUUCUGGGCAACAAAUAUGAGAGCUGCACUAGCGCCGGUCGCAAUGAUGGGAAGAUAUGGUGUGCCACCACGGCUACCUAUGAUGAUGACCGGAAGUGGGGCUUCUGUCCUGACCAAGGAUACAGCUUAUUCCUCGUGGCAGCCCAUGAGUUUGGCCAUGCAAUGGGGCUGGAGCACUCACAGGACCCCGGAGCUCUGAUGGCGCCUAUCUAUACCUACACCAAGAACUUCCGCUUAUCCCAGGAUGACAUCAAGGGGAUCCAGGAGCUCUACGGGCCCUCCCCUGAUGCUGAUACUGACACUGGUACUGGCCCCACCCCUACGCUGGGACCUGUCACUCCCGAGAUCUGCAAACAGGACAUUGUCUUUGAUGGCAUUGCCCAAAUCCGUGGUGAGAUCUUCUUCUUCAAGGACCGGUUUAUUUGGCGGACAGUGACACCACGCGACAAGCCCUCGGGGCCCUUGCUGGUGGCCACCUUCUGGCCUGAACUCCCAGAAAAGAUCGAUGCUGUGUACGAGGCCCCGCAGGAAGAGAAAGCUGUGUUCUUCGCAGGGAAUGAGUAUUGGGUCUAUUCUGCCAGCACUCUGGAGCGAGGGUAUCCCAAGCCACUGACCAGCCUGGGCCUGCCCCCUGAUGUCCAGAGAGUAGAUGCUGCCUUUAACUGGAGUAAGAACAAGAAGACAUACAUCUUCGCUGGAGACAAGUUCUGGAGAUACAAUGAGGUGAAGAAGAAAAUGGAUCCUGGUUUCCCUAAGCUCAUCGCAGAUUCCUGGAACGCUAUCCCCGAUAACCUGGAUGCGGUCGUGGACCUGCAAGGCGGUGGUCACAGCUACUUCUUCAAAGGUGCAUACUACCUGAAGCUGGAGAACCAAAGUCUGAAGAGUGUGAAGUUUGGAAGCAUCAAAUCGGACUGGCUGGGCUGCUGAGCUGGCCCUGUUCCCACAGGCCCUGAAAUCAACACUGCACACCAGGCCCAGAAUACUGGGGAAGGAUGUGAAGGGGCCUGGCUGCCCUG